Messenger RNA from Nerophis lumbriciformis (worm pipefish), 1219 nucleotides. RefSeq names its product glyoxylate reductase/hydroxypyruvate reductase b (gene grhprb). The record is from RefSeq and is a predicted model, not a curated record. Lineage: Eukaryota; Metazoa; Chordata; Actinopteri; Syngnathiformes; Syngnathidae. Gene Ontology annotation, molecular function: glyoxylate reductase (NADPH) activity; hydroxypyruvate reductase (NADH) activity; NAD binding. Gene Ontology annotation, cellular component: cytosol.
UCCUGCACACAGCAAGUACGCGACUUCAAAGUGCCCGCACCACCAGCUCUCCGAUCGGUGUUUUUGUGUGUGGUUUUUUUUUGGCAAUGUGGUGCAGUCGAGUGGCACUGCGUCAGCUCCAGAGGGCGACAGCCAAGACUGUCUGCAAGGCGCCGGCAGAAGGAUUGGUGCACAGGGAGAUGUCCAACCUGUCUCGGGUCUACGUCACCCGGCAGAUCCCGCCGGACGGCCUGAGAAUCCUCCGUGAAUCUGGCCAAGUGCAGUUUGACCUGUGGGACUCUGACGACGUCCCGGUACCCAGGAAGGAGUUGCUCCAGAAGGUGAAAGGUGUGGACGCCCUGCUCUGCGUGCUGACCGAGAAGAUCGACGCGGAACUGCUGGACGCCGCAGGUCCCAACCUGAAGGUCCUCAGCACUAUGUCUGUGGGCUUCGACCACCUGACUCUGGACCAGCUGAAGAAAAGAGGAGUCCGCGUGGGUUACACACCUGACGUCCUGACGGAUGCAGUGGCUGAACUGACCGUGGCUCUGCUGCUCGCCACCUCCAGGAGGCUCAUCGAGGCGGUGCACGAAGCCAAGACCGGAGGAUGGGGCACCUGGAGGACUCUCUGGCUGUGUGGACACGAGCUGGCCGGCAGCACCGUGGGGAUCCUGGGCUUGGGGAGGAUCGGCGUGGCCAUCGCUGAGCGCCUGGCGCCUUUCAAAGUGGAAAAGUUCCUCUACUCAGACGUGGCCCCCAGGCCUGACCUCGCUGCUGGCAUCGCUGCAGAGCACGUGUCUUUUGAUGAGCUGGCCCGGCGGUCCGAUUUCUUGUUGGUGUGCUGCGCCUUGACGCCCGAGACACAAAUGAUCUGCAACCAGGAGCUUUUCUCCAAGAUGAAGAGCACCUCCAUCUUCAUCAACACCAGCAGAGGCGGCGUGGUGAACCAGGACCACCUGUAUGAGGCGCUCUCCACCCAUCAGAUUGCGGGGGCGGGUCUCGACGUGACCGUCCCCGAGCCCCUGCCCACUGACCACCCGCUGUUCACCCUCAAAAACUGUGUGAUCCUGCCCCACAUCGCCAGUGCCUCCUACACCACCCGUAACGCCAUGUCCAGCCUGGCAGCCAACAACCUCCUGCUCGGCCUCCGUGGCGAGCCCAUGAUCAAAGAGCUCAAACUGUGAGGCGCAACUGUAUCAGCAGCUGAUAUUUCAUUAAAAAAAAAAAUGACAAAAGACAA